Molecule: messenger RNA, 1307 nt
Organism: Ceraceosorus guamensis
Lineage: Eukaryota; Fungi; Basidiomycota; Exobasidiomycetes; Ceraceosorales; Ceraceosoraceae
Exons: 3
Coding region: 99-899 (266 amino acids)
Source: RefSeq, a predicted model, not a curated record
AUCCUCAACGAUUUGUUAGCACAACAGUCGACUUAGGCUGGCGCUCCGCUCUUCACACUCGCACCCACCACCAGCAGUGACAUCCACUCUUCACCAAAAUGUCCUCUUCCAUCACACUCCACCAUCUAGAAGCUUCUCGCUCCAUUGCAGCUCUGUGGCUGCUGGAAUGGCUGGGCGCACCUUACAAGCUGAUACAAUAUCCUCGUCAUCCCGAGACCAGACUGAGCGUGGAUGCAGCCUUUAGCCAGAAGGGAUUGGCUUCAGUGCAUCCCUUGGGCCGCUCGCCUGCCUUGACCGACCUAGGCGACGACGGCCAAGAAUUCGCAGUGCUCGAAACGCCCAACAUUUUGGAACACCUCCUCCGACAUCUCAGUCCUGAGCACACCAAGAAGCGUCUAGGCUUCGAGUUCGAUGAGAGGAGCAAAAGGGCCCAGGAUGUCAAGUUCUGGCUUGCUUUUAGCGAGGGUGGUCUGAUGCUGCACACGCUUCCGCUCUUUUACGCCAACAAGGGCAAGGCCCUGACAGAGGAAGGUACCUCGCUGCAAGAACAGGCCAUCGCGCGAGGACUCAAAGUGGACCUGGAAUGGGUUGAACGAUCUCUGCGUGAGACCAAGGCAAAGGGGGGCAAGGGAAUCAUUCAAACGCUUGACGGCGGUUUCGGCCCUGCAGACUUCGGAGCCAUAUUCCCAUUAGAAUUUUUGAGCACGAUCGCUGAUAAUCGCUCGGAAGCAUGGCGUCAGAACACUGGUCUCAACAUCUCGCCGGCCAUCAAAGAGUGGCUUAACGAGGUUCGCAAAGACUCGCUCUAUCGUCAAGCAGUCACGAAGGAGAGCGGUGAAGUGGUCGAUUUCAACAAGGGCCAAACUUACAUUGGGAAGCUUAUGAGGCUCAACCGGUGAGAGCGCUCAGAGAGGUUGCCUCUUGCGCGUGGAAGACAGGUGUGACCUCGUCACUCGCAAGCACUCUUUCCAAAGUCGUGUUGUACGUCCGUUGCUGGACACCAUCUGGAAUGGCCUACAGAAAGGUGUUCGUAUCUCCUUGAUAGUGCCACCAAUUGCCGCCAAUUGCUGCUCAAAAGACAGCCUUGCGAGUGCUAGCGCCCUUGGCUUUCUUGGCCGGGGGCGCUGCUGUUGGUGCAGAUCUGCCAUUGUUGUCCGCAGAACGCUUUGCGCUGCCGUCGGUCGCGGCGACUUCUUUCGGCCGCACGGUGACUUUCGCUCGAGGCUUGGCGGGUUAUAAGCAUGGGCCCAUUCAGUUUAUCGCAUGCGUCGGAGAUUCAACCGGACAAGAACAUACCUCAUUCUCGU